AGAAGAUUUUUAAGUGUAAUUCAUUCAUCUUCUUUGUGUAGCAUUUCAAAAUGGCCGAUGCAAAGACCAUAUGCAAGAGCCCCACACAUCAUGACCCACUAAACUGGGGCGUGGCGGCCGAGUCCCUUAAGGGAAGCCAUCUUAAUGAGGUGAAGCGCAUGGUGGAAGAGUACCAGAGCCCCCUUGUCAAGCUCGAUGGUGAAACCCUCACUAUCUCCCAAGUGGCUGCUAUUGCUACAAGGCACUCCCAUGUUGCUGUGGAGCUUUCAGAGUCUACUAGAGCUGGCGUUAUGGCUAGUAGUGAUUGGAUUAUGGAGAGCCUGAAGAAAGGCACGGAUAGUUAUGGAGUCACUACUGGCUUUGGUGCUAACUCUCAUAGAAGGACCCAACAAGGUGGAGACCUUCAAAAGGAGCUUAUUCGAUUUUUGAAUGCUGGGAUCUUUGGAGAAGAGGCUGAGUCGAGCCAUGCUUUGUCUCACUCCGCUACAAGAGCGGCCAUGUUAGUGAGAGUCAACACUCUUCUUCAAGGCUACUCGGGCGUUAGAUUUGAGAUUUUGGAAGCCAUAACCAAACUCUUGAACCAUAACGUAACUCCAUGCUUGCCUCUUCGUGGAACCGUUACUGCUUCUGGAGAUCUUGUUCCUCUUUCUUACCUUGCUGGACUGCUCACUGGUCGGCCGAACUCAAAAGCUAUUGGUCCGAAUGGAGAGAGUUUUGGUGCAAAGGAAGCUUUUCAAAAAGCUCUUAUUCCUUCUGGGUUCUUUGAGUUCCAACCUAAAGAAGGUUUUGCUAUUGUCAAUAGUACUGCUGUUGGCUCUGGGCUGGCUUCGAUUGUUCUGUUUGAUGCCAAUAUUUUGGCUGUUUUGUCUGAGAUUUUGUCGGCCAUUUUUACUGAGGUUAUGCAAGGAAAGCCUGAAUUCACCGAUCAUUUGACGCACAAAUUGAAGCAUCAUCCUGGUCAGAUCGAGGCUGCUGCAAUCAUGGAACACAUCUUGGAUGGAAGUUCUUACAUGAAAACUGCAAAGAAAUUGCAUGAAACCGAUCCUCUCCAGAAGCCAAAGCAAGAUCGUUAUGCUCUUAGAACUUCUCCUCAAUGGCUUGGUCCAUUGAUUGAAGUGAUUCGAUACUCAACAAAGUCUAUUGAGAGGGAGAUUAAUUCAGUCAACGACAACCCUUUGAUUGAUGUUUCAAGAAACAGGGCUCUGAAUGGAGGCAACUUUCAAGGAACACCAAUUGGAGUCUCCAUGGACAACACUCGAUUGGCCAUUGCUUCAAUUGGGAAGCUCAUGUUUGCCCAAUUCUCAGAGCUUGUCAAUGAUUUCUACAAUAAUGGGCUACCUUCAAAUCUCUCUGCAAGUAGAAACCCAAGUUUAGAUUAUGGAUUUAAAGGUGCUGAAGUUGCCAUGGCUUCCUAUUGCUCUGAGCUUCAAUAUCUUGCAAAUCCAGUGACAACUCACGUACAGAGCGCUGAACAGCACAACCAAGAUGUUAACUCUCUUGGUUUAAUCUCUUCAAGAAAAACAGCUGAAGCCAUUGAUAUUCUGAAACUCAUGUCAUCAACAUUUUUGGUUGCACUCUGUCAAGCAAUCGACUUAAGGCAUUUGGAGGAAAACUUGAAGAGCACUGUUAAAAACACCGUAAGCCUGGUAGCUAAGAAAGUGUUGCCAUCGCCAAGAUUAUGGGAGAAAGAGUUACUGAAGGCUGUCGAUAGAGAGUACACUUUUGGUUAUAUAGAUGACCCAUGUAGUGCUACUUACCCAUUGAUGGAGAAAUUGAGACAAGUUAUUGUGGAGCAUGCUCUCACAAAUGAUGAUGAUGAGAAGAACGAGAACACUUCAAUCUUACAAAAGAUCGCUUCUUUCGAAGAGGCAUUGAGGGCAAUUUUACCAAAAGAAGUUGAGAAGACAAGACUUGCAUAUGAGAGUGGAAAUGCAGAGAUUAAGAACCCGAUUGAGGAAUGCAGGUCUUAUCCGUUGUAUAGGUUUGUAAGAGAAGAAUUGGACACAAAAUUACUGACGGGUGAAAAAGUGAUAUCUCCCGGAGAGAUGUGUGAAAAAGUAUUCACAGCUUUGCGUAAAGGGAAGAUGCUUGAUUCUAUGUUAGAAUGUUUGAAGGAGUGGAAUGGUGCUCCAAUUCCCAUCUGCUAA
This is a messenger RNA of Cucurbita maxima (winter squash), 2147 nucleotides long. Its product is annotated as phenylalanine ammonia-lyase-like. Lineage: Eukaryota; Viridiplantae; Streptophyta; Magnoliopsida; Cucurbitales; Cucurbitaceae. The record is from RefSeq and is a predicted model, not a curated record. Gene Ontology annotation, cellular component: cytoplasm. Gene Ontology annotation, biological process: L-phenylalanine catabolic process. Gene Ontology annotation, molecular function: phenylalanine ammonia-lyase activity. The transcript is spliced from 2 exons. The coding region runs from base 51 to 2147 and encodes 698 amino acids.